Messenger RNA from Apis laboriosa (Himalayan honeybee), 1007 nucleotides. Its product is annotated as ankyrin repeat domain-containing protein 39-like. Gene Ontology annotation, molecular function: protein binding. NCBI's taxonomy places the organism in Eukaryota, Metazoa, Arthropoda, Insecta, Hymenoptera, Apidae. The record is from RefSeq and is a predicted model, not a curated record. Bases 391 to 966 code for a protein of 191 amino acids. Gene Ontology annotation, biological process: negative regulation of biosynthetic process. The transcript has 3 exons.
UUUAUAUAUAUAUAAUUCUUGUUUUUUGUUUUAAUUCAUAUAAAAAUCCGGAAAAAAAAUAUUGAAACAAUAAAAAAAUACGAAAUUACGUCAAAAACUAUAUAAUAUUAUUCACGUGUGUUGUAGCAUCCGAUAUAGAACAACUGAGUCGUUUUGCUUCUGGAGGAUAUAGUGAUGAUUCGACAAUAGUGUAUUUACAACAUCCUUGUGUAAUAUUAACUGCUUUAGAAGUUCUUGGUUACAAAGUCGUAGCAUCUUCAAGUACUAGUGUUAAACAAGAUUAUAAUGAGUAUAUGUGGACUAUGAGAAAAGAUUUUUCUGAACCUGAACCCGAACCUGUUAUUAAGACAGGUAAAUCACUCAGGUAUUAAAUCUGUAUCUAUAUUAAACAUGGAGCAUAAUCAUAGUUAUAAUGAUCAUAAUAAAUGCUGCAAUGUAAGUACUAAUGUCAGUGUUUGUCAAUCUCUAAUGGAAAUGGAGUUUGAACGUGGUAUAUGGUAUGCUGCACAAUAUAAUGAUUUGGAUCGUGUAAAGACAUUAUUGAAGAAAGGUGUUUCUCCUAAUAUAGAAGAUUCAGCUGGAUAUACAGCAUUACAUUAUGCAGCUAGAAAUGGACACUAUAAAAUUUGUAAUAUGUUAUUAGAAAAUGAUGCAGCCGUGAAUGCACAAACACGCUGUGGUCGUGCCACUGCUUUACAUAGAGCAGCUAUGCAAGGUCACUGUAACAUUGUCGAACUUUUGUUAAAAUAUGAUGCAAAUCCUAAUUUAAAAGAUGCUGAUGAUUAUACCCCUUUACAUAAAGCACUUAUAGCACGCUCAACAUCAGUUUGUAAAUUAUUAAUACCAUGCACUAAUCUAUCAUUGUUGAAUAACAAUAUGCAGAGUAUAGAACAAUUGGUAAAUGAAAAAUUUCCUGACAUUUUACCAUUUUUAUUGACAUAUAUAAAUAAAGAAAAAAAUAAAUAAAUGAUAAAUAAAAAUAAUUUGAAGUCUCAAUUUUUAUAUAU